GGCCGCGCCGCGCUCCUGCGCCUGUGAUUCGUCUGAAGAGAGAUCUAGCAGACACAGAAAACCUGGCUGAAGCAGCCGAGAUCCACGGGGCGCUUUAUAAAGAUGGCAUUUAUUAAAGAGGAGAGUGAAGAUAUAAAGAUCCAAGAGGUGUUCAGCCUGAAGCGAGAAGAUCCUGAGGAACAAACAGAUUCCUGUGAUGACUCUGAGGAUUAUACAGUUGGAGGAAGGAAAAGAAAAAAUGGACGCAGUUGGCAGAAGUGUGUUAAUAAAAGGAGAAGAAUGAUGGGACAAACGUAUGUUGGGAUGAGAGGGAACGAAGAAGUGAACAUGGAGCCCCGGGUGAUGGGACCAAGAUGUCAGUCCGCUGGAUGCGUAAAGUCCUCCAAGCAUCAGUGCAGCGCAAUUGGAGAAGCAGACAGGGAGAACAUUUUUAAAUGUUUUUGGGAGAACAUGAACUGGGAGGAGAAAAAAAUGUAUGUUCGUGGUUUGGUGGAUGUGGUCCCAGUGCAGAGGAAAAGAGGGCGUGACAAUUCCAGGAGGUUAUCUACUCUUGUUUACUUUUUAAAAGUUGAUGGACAGAGAAGAAGGGUGUGUAAAAGUUUCUUUUUGUCAACGCUUGGAUUAGGGGAAUGGUCUGCGCUUAGCUGGGUCCAAGACACAGGGAAUACACAGCAGAACGCAGCAUCGCGCAUCAGAUGUGAGGAUCGUGAGUUCAUGAGGAGUUUUCUGCAGGAACUCCCUAAGGUGACUUCCUGCAACUGCAGGUCAUCGGAACCAAACAGUACCUGGAGCCAGGAUUUCAGUCCAUGUCUGGACUGUAUAAAGUGUACCUUAGUGCUGCUGAGGAAAAGAUGCUGA
Molecule: messenger RNA, 858 nt
Organism: Puntigrus tetrazona (Sumatra barb)
Lineage: Eukaryota; Metazoa; Chordata; Actinopteri; Cypriniformes; Cyprinidae
Exons: 3
Coding region: 103-858 (251 amino acids)
Source: RefSeq, a predicted model, not a curated record